Molecule: messenger RNA, 1259 nt
Organism: Daphnia pulex (common water flea)
Lineage: Eukaryota; Metazoa; Arthropoda; Branchiopoda; Diplostraca; Daphniidae
Gene: Cdc37
Product: hsp90 co-chaperone Cdc37-like
Exons: 6
Coding region: 127-1200 (357 amino acids)
Biological process (GO): protein stabilization; protein folding
Cellular component (GO): cytoplasm
Molecular function (GO): heat shock protein binding; protein-folding chaperone binding; protein kinase binding
Source: RefSeq, a predicted model, not a curated record
UAGGCAAAGGUUCAGUUUUCUGCCACCACUCUGUCGAGUCUACAAUCGUAGAUUCGUAGUGUUAGCGUUUAGAUAAUCUGUCACUUUCCACUUUUCCAUUAAGUUCUUAACUUUAUCGCGAAUAAAAUGGUAGACUACAGCAAAUGGAAAAAUAUCGAGAUAUCUGACGAUGAGGAUGAUACACAUCCUAACGUUGACACGCCUUCUCUGUUCAAAUGGCGACACGAAGCUAGAUUAGAAAAAAUGAAGGAAAUGGAACAAGAAAAAGCUCUGUUUCUCAAAGCAAAAAAUGAGAACACUGCCAAACUAAAAGAAGUUAAAAGUAAGUAUGAACAGGUGAUGAAAGAAGGUAUUGAUGUGACAGAUUUGAAAAAGCAAUUGAGUGAAUUAGAAUCGAAAAAAAUUGAACUCGAAGAUCAUGAAGAACAAAUGAAAAAAAAGGAAAAGUUGAUGCCAUGGAAUGUAGAUACAAUUAGUCAACCUGGAUUUUCAAAAACUGUGGUCAAUGUUGACCAACCCAAAAAAGUGAAAGAGCUCACUGAAGAGGAGAAAGAAAUCAAAACACGUGAAUUUUUCAAGAAACAUGAGAAAAAUCUUAAGGCAUAUGGAAUGCUACAAAAGUAUGAUGAUAGUAAGCGUUUCCUUCAAGAAAAUCCAGAGCUGGUUUGUGAAGAAACAGCAAACUAUCUCGUGAUUUGGUGUAUUAAUUUAGAAAUGGAAGAGAAAACAAGUUUAAUGGAACAUGUUGCCCAUCAGUGCAUUUGCAUGCAAUUCAUUCUUGAAUUAUCCAGGCACCUUAACAGAGAUCCAAGAUCAUGUGUGUCUUCAUUCUUUUCAAGAAUUCAAAUCGCAGAUGUUGAGUAUCGUAAAGGAUUUGAAGACGAACUUGUAGCUUUCAAAGACCGUAUACAACGGCGGGCGAAAGAGAAAAUAGAAGCUGCAAUUGCCGAAGCUGAGGAGGAAGAAAAGAAAAAACGACUUGGUCCUGGAGGGUUGGAUCCCGUUGAAGUAUUUGAAAGUUUACCGGAGGUUCUUAAGGAUUGUUUUGAAAAACAAAACAUUGAGCUUCUUCAACAAGCAAUUUCAACACUACCUGAAGAAGAAGCACGGUUUCAUAUGAAAAGAUGUGUUGACUCCGGAUUGUGGGUACCCGACGGAAAUGUUGCUGGAAAUAUUGCAGAAAAUGUUGCAGAAAAUUAAAAUACUAGUUUGGAUUAUUAUAUUCAUUAAUAAUGAAUUAAUACACUGGGGCUUUUGAA